Molecule: messenger RNA, 1663 nt
Organism: Rana temporaria (common frog)
Lineage: Eukaryota; Metazoa; Chordata; Amphibia; Anura; Ranidae
Product: E3 ubiquitin-protein ligase TRIM41-like
Exons: 1
Coding region: 38-1588 (516 amino acids)
Molecular function (GO): protein binding; zinc ion binding
Source: RefSeq, a predicted model, not a curated record
UAAGGAACUUGGUUCAUUUCUGUCUCCUCUAUCAGCGAUGGCGUCCUCAGACCUGAGAGCGGAGCUGGAUUGCACCGUCUGCCUGAACCUUUAUAUGGAUCCCGUCAUGUUGAAAUGUGGACACAACUUCUGCCGGGUCUGCAUUGAUCGUGUGUUUGAUACCCAAGAGGAGUCCGAAGAUUAUUCCUGUCCUCAGUGCAGGGAAGAGUUCCGGGAGAGACCUCCACUGCAAAGAAAUAUCACUCUGCGGAACAUCACUCAACAUUUCCUGUCUGCUCCACCACCAGAUCCAGAGAAGUCCGGGAUCUUCUGCACUUAUUGUAUUCACUCUCCUGUACCCGCUGUGAAGUCCUGUCUACUUUGUGAGGCUUCUCUAUGUGAUGACCAUCUGAGAGUCCACAGCAAGUCACCAGAACACGUGUUAUGUGUCCCCACCAGCACCCCGGAGAACAGGAAGUGCCCCGUCCAUAAGAAGAUCCUGGAGUAUUACUGCCCCGAGGACUCUACUGCUAUCUGUGCCUCCUGUGCUAUAACUGGAGAACAUCGGGGACACCAGGUGGAGACAUUGGAAGAGGCCUUCAUAAAGAAGAAGAAGAAACUGACAUAUAAUCUGGAGAAACUGAUUACUAAGAGAGAGAAGACAGAAGAAAGAGUCCGGAGUCUGCAGGAACACAAGAGAAGAAUACCAAGAGAAAUAGAGAGAGCCACUGCCCUGUUCAGAGAGCUCAGGAGACAUCUGGGAGACCUGGAGAAGGAAGUCCUGGGUGAGAUCUCCAUGGCGGAGCAGAUCUUAAGCCCAGUCAAUGAUCUGAUCCAGCAGUUGGAGGUAAAGAUGGAGGAGCUGUCCCGAAAGCUGCAUCCUUUACAAGAGAUGUGGCCCAUGACGGAUCCAUUGACCGUCCUACAGGAACCAGACACAAGUGACUUGUGUGAUACCGAGGAUGGAGAAGAUGAGGACAGAGAGAUAGAUGAGAAACUCCUUCAUGGUGGAAGGGAUCUGGAUGGGGUCUCACAUAUGAUCAGCACAGGAUUAUCAGAUAUAAUAAGUCGUUUAACUGGGGGUAUCGUUCUACAGAAAGCUGACAUUUUAUUGGAUGAGGACACGGCCCAUACUGAUCUAUCUAUCUCAUAUGACAAGAAGACCGCAACCAAGGCAGGUCCAUACCAGCCUCUCCGAUAUACAGAGGCGAGAUUUGUGGAUUGUAAUCAAGUUUUAGGCAGUCAGAGUUUCUCCUCGGGGAGACAUUACUGGGAAGUAGAUCUCCAGAGAUCCAAAAACUGGAUGAUCGGGAUGUGUUACGCCAGUAUAGAGAGGAGUGGCGUAAACUCCUUGGUUGGAAGGAAUGACGUGUCCUGGGGUUUGGGCAGCAAGGGUACAAAAUAUAAAGCAGUACAUGAUAAAAAGGAGACCUUGCUCAGUUAUAUUGUUCCUGGUAAGAGAGUCCGGGUAUAUCUGGAUUAUGAGGCCGGACAGAUCUCCUUCUAUAUGGGGGCCCCCCUCCGCCACCUCCACACCUUCACCGCCACCUUCACCGAGCCCCUCUAUGCUGUGUUGGGUGUAUGCCAUUCAUAUAUAUCAUUGGACUGAAGGGGGAUGUGAUAAUCUGUCUAGACACCAAUCACAUUAUUCUGAAUGGGGGAAUAUUGGGAAUGUAUCAUUCUA